GUGUGUGUGUGUGUGUGUGUGUGUGUGUGUGUGUGUGUGUGUGUGUGUGUGUGUGUGUGUGUGUGUGCGAUAAAACCCGCUGCUAAUAGUGAGCGUCGUUAAUCACUGGCCGCAAACACGAUCCACGCUCACGUAAACAGGCUUUAUUCAGGAGAGAGGACCAGUGAGACACGCUCGCGCAGUGAGUCCAGCGUGUGUGAACCGGAGCUCUGGUGUAAAACGAGUGUGCGAUGUGCAUUUUAACGCCAGCGACAGGGGAAUUUAAGCUGAGCUCAAGCUCUAAAUUUCAGGUGUGAACGACAAGCGCUGCAUGUUCACUGCACAAGCAGGAAACAGGCGAAACACAGGAAUGUGCAAAUGCUCCAUCACUAAACCAACCCGACGUCUCAUCAGGCUCCUGAUUCUCACUGCAGGGAAGCUUUAAAGAUGCUGAAGAUGGAAAACAGACACAAACAAACAAACCCUCAGUGCAGAUUUCUGCUCCAUCACAGUCACACUAUUCUGAGGACACCUGUGUUCUGAAGUGUGGAGCUGAAAGUCCACAUCCAUUCGUCGCCUCCCAGCUCCCUGUUUCCUUUCAGGCAGUGACUGAGAUCUGGCGCAUUCACAACAACCUUUUAUUGCUGUUCGGGGAAAUUCUGCGAAGUCGGAAACAGAGCAGAGGCUGUUUUUGCUAGAAACACAGCAGCGCCUUAAAUCAAAUCCCCACAGCCCCAGUUCAUUCUGUCCUUUGCGUUGGAUUCAUCCUCAAAUGAAGCAAAUAAAAAUGCAAACGCAGACUGAAGAGAGGAACUGUCUAAAACCUUCACAAUCACAUCAUGUCUGAACUUCACUGCUGCGUCCAAUGAUCCGUCCAGAAACAGAUUAGUGGCGUCAGUCACAGUCGUUGACUGAAUCCAUCAUGUUGAAGCUCCAGCUUCUGUUCUUCACACGUGGCUUCAGCAGAAGCUGAUGCUGAGUUCAGGGGAGACGCUUGAAGUAAAGUUAAUGAAACACAGGCAGAUGAAAAAGAAAACGAAGAGGAGACGAUGAAUCAGUUUGACGCGAGGCUCAUUAACGUUCCAGCCACGUGUGCGGGUGGGUUCUGGCGCCAUCUAGUGGCCAGAACCAGCUCCUGCGCUGUCCUUAAGAUACGUCCUUAAACUAUUAGAGAUAAUGAGGAGACAAGAGCUUCGGUAGUUAGACAGUGAGAAUGAAUUUAAGAGGAUGCAAUUUUACCUUUUUAAAGGUCGUACAAACCAGAGGUUGAAAUCUCUGCUGAGCUUUUGAGCUCUUGUUUUUUAACUAUUGUUAUCGUCAUUGUUCACCCGGUUAUAAUCCAGGUUUCCUUCUUUGUAUUAAUCUUUAUUGGCCCCAGGUGAUGACUGUCUGAAGGUGGUGUCUGUCCCGGUCCCACCCACCCGCGGCCUGUGUUUUAUAGCCGCGUUUAAUUAUUGACUCUGGUUCUCGGGCCACAGCGGUGUCGGUUUCAGAGGCUCCACGUUCAGGGAUCAACUGGAUCUGGAGGGAACCAUGUCGGGGAUGAACGGUGACCAGCUGCAUCGCGCCACCUUGGGCGUCUACGCGAGCUUGAUGGACGAGUUCAAUCCCAGCCUGCAGAAACUGGUUUCACUGGGAAACAGCUACGUUCAGGCCUACAAGGCUCUGGCAGCCACCAGCGAGGCCUACUUCAGGGCCCUGUCCAAAAUCGGAGAAAAGGCUUUCCACACCGUGUCCUCACAGCCCAUAGGCGAUGUCCUAAUUCAGAUCUCUGAAACCCAGAGAAGACUCACGUUGGAGCUGGAGGGUGUGUUCCGCAGGUUCAACGCUGAGGUUCUUCAGGAGAUGGACAAUAACGUCCGACUGGACCAGGACUACAUAUCGGGCAGCCUGAGGUUCUAUGAGACGGAGGUCUACAGGCAGCGGGCCGCUCAGGAGGCGGCGCUGAGGCCCGGAGCCGCCCAGGACGGCGGCCUCGCGGGCUUUCUGAGGCGCAGCCACCAGGAGGCGCUGCAGGAGGAGGAGCGGCGAUAUCGCUUCCUGGCUGAGAAGCACUGUGGGCUGCUGCAGUCCAUCGCCCAGCUCAUGAACAAGACAGGAGGUUCCCUGCAGCAGAGAGCUGAUGCCUGGACCGCGGAGGUGAACGCCACCCGACACGUCGAGACCAGGCCCGGGUUCAGUAGCGCGAGCAGCUCUGUGAGUUCUUAUGAGGUCGGGCCGAUGGAGGCGGGCGUCGCGCGGAGCAGAGCGGAGCCGGGCCUCGGCAGCGUCCCGUCCAGAGCUCCGUCCCCUCAGGGGAGCCUGUCCCGGUCCGCGGGCGGGGCCCGGUCCAUGCGGGCCCUGGUGGCCCACCAGCCGGCCGGCUCCAGCCCCACGCUGCUGCCCUUCGGCCGGGGAGAGACCAUCGCCGUGAAGGUGCAGCAGCCGCGGAACGGCUGGUUGUACGGACGCGCCGACGGCAGCGCACGUCAGGGGUGGUUUCCAGCCUCCUUCGUGGAACCAGUGGAAGAUCCUCCAGAGUCAAUGAGCUCCAGCUCCAGCCUCCGAAGCAGAGCCAGCAUUAGCGACCUGAUCAAGCAGCCACAGAGCAGAGCCUCGGGGCCUCCACCUCCACCUCCACCACCACCCUCUGCGUCUUCAGGCCCGCUCCCUGAGACGACGGCAGCCAGUUUCAGGCCUGACGACAAGCCUGAGCCUCCGUCUGAAAACCGGAGGUCACAGCCACAUCGCUCCCACCCUGAACUCUUCCCCAGAGGUACCAACCCGUUUGCAACUGUUAAGCUGAAGCCCACGACCACCGACGACAGAUCGGCCCCUCGUCUGUAUCGCAGAUGAUGCCUCCACCUCGUACAGUAACAGUAACAGUAACAGCACAGGCCCGACCUCAGCAGAUGAGGCAGAGCAGAGGAAGCCAACAAACGCGAUCAUCUGUGAACUAAACUCUUCAUAUUUCAUUAAAACAUCUGAAGAAGCUGCUUGAAAUGUGUGUUUGAUUGAUUUAACCUGGUUCUAAAGAGGUUUGAUUUACUGAGUCUAGUUACAUAUGGUGUCAAUAAUGAAACAAUGUGUUGUAUUUUGUAAAAACUGUCAUUUUUUUGCUUGGAUGGAGACUUGGUGCCAUGUGUUUUAAUCCCAUGUGUGAACAGUUGUGUAACUAAAUGAAACCUCCUGCUUUACACCAUCUGGUGAAGCCCCUGACAAAUAAAUCGAACUUUCCCUAAUGUUGAAAAUCAAGGACUGUAUAAUGAAGUGAUUAUUGUGGCGUUCAGGGACCUGCUUCGUCGUGAGACCUGUUGUAAUUCUGACAUCUUGUAAUUUCCCCCUGAAAGGUCUGCUUGAGUCUCCCUUAUUAAAAAUGUGUCACAUUU
Betta splendens (Siamese fighting fish) is the source of this 3347-nucleotide messenger RNA. It is a transcript of the gene baiap2l2a, whose product is annotated as BAR/IMD domain containing adaptor protein 2 like 2a. NCBI's taxonomy places the organism in Eukaryota, Metazoa, Chordata, Actinopteri, Anabantiformes, Osphronemidae. The record is from RefSeq and is a predicted model, not a curated record. The coding region runs from base 1513 to 2814 and encodes 433 amino acids. Gene Ontology annotation, biological process: positive regulation of actin filament polymerization; actin crosslink formation; actin filament bundle assembly. Gene Ontology annotation, molecular function: protein binding. Gene Ontology annotation, cellular component: nucleoplasm; cytosol. The transcript is spliced from 14 exons.